Messenger RNA from Diabrotica balteata, 1446 nucleotides. Lineage: Eukaryota; Metazoa; Arthropoda; Insecta; Coleoptera; Chrysomelidae. The record is from the annotation of a GenBank genome assembly.
UCAGAUUUUCUAACAUGUCGUCAAGUGUUAAAUAUAAUGGUCAUCAUAGGCUUCAUGUUCAAUUACAUGUUAAGAGUAAAUCUAACAAUAGCCAUAGUCGAUAUGAUGUUACCAGCUCAGACAAAUGUCACGAACUCUACAACAGCAACGAAGGUGCCAAUUGUGGAGCAACACAAAUUCAAUUGGACGUCUUCAGAGAAAAACGACAUUCUGGGAAGCUUCUUCUGGGGUUAUAUUCUAACAGAAUUACCCGGAGGCCGAAUGGCUGAAAUUGUAGGUGCUAAAAAAAUUUUUGGAGGAGGAAUGCUAAUGGCAAGUUUGUUGACAGUUCUAACACCCGCAGCGUGUUAUUGGAACUUUUAUGCGAUAGUGAUUCUAAGAGCACUAGUGGGAUUUGCACUAGGUGCCACAUGGCCGUCCAUGCCUCCAAUGGCUGCAAAAUGGAUACCGCCAUUAGAGAGAUCUAAAUUUAUGGCUAAUAUGAUGGCUAGCGCAUUAGGAGCCGCGAUAACAUUACCGGUUUGUGGUUACUUAAUCAGUGUAUCUGGUUGGGAGAGUGUUUUUUACGUAACUGGUGCCGUAGGUAUAGUUUGGUCUAUACUCUGGUUUGUGCUAGUAUUCGAUUCUCCCGCUCAACAUCCCAGAAUAAGCCAGGAAGAGAGGAUGGAUAUCGAAGAUAAAAUAGCCGAAUUUGAAGGAGGUGCUAAGAAUAUGAAACCCGAUAAAUUUCCGUAUAAAGCUUUACUUACCUGUAUGCCAGUUUGGGCAAUUGUAGUAACACAUGGGUGCUCAGUAUUUGGAUAUUUUACUGUUGUAAACCAAUUGCCCACAUAUGUGAAUGAUGUCCUACAUUUUAAUAUUAAGAAAAAUGGACUGUUAUCAAGUCUUCCUUAUUUUGGUAAAUAUGUUAUGGCAGUCAUAGCCAGCUACCUGGCAGAUAAAAUAAGAAAAUCCGGAAAGAUGUCAACUACAGUUACACGAAAAGUCUUCACAACUUUCGCGUGCUUACUCCCUGCUAUAUUAAUGGGAAUUCAAGCCAUUUGGGGAAGAACAUCAGCGUUAUCAGUAUCAGUAUUUACCUUAGCAUUGUUUUUCAACGGAGCUGUGACCGCAGGAUAUUUAUCUAAUGUCCUUGACAUUGCACCCAACUUUUCAGGUACAAUAUUUGGUAUUGCUAAUACUCUUUCAUCCAUAGCUGGAUGGAUUUCAACGAAAAUAGUUGCAAUUAUCACAAAAACCGAAAGUACAUUCCACACAUGGAAAUAUGUCUUCUGGAUCUUAGCAGGAACGUAUGCAUUUGCUGCGGCAUUUUAUCUAAUAUUUGGUUCAGGAAAAUUACAAAAAUUCAAUUCUGUGCAAAGCAAUACAAACGAAGGAAAAGAAUUACGACCUCUAAAAACACAAAUUGAGAAAGAAAAGGAACAGGAAGCAAACUUUAUAGCUUAG